UGCACCCGUUGCGGGCAACAAUGCAGCGGGCUGGGAGCAUGAUGUCCCGUCUGGGCUCGUGUCUCCAGGCGCUCCCCUCGGCCCUGCGCCGUUCUCUCAGUAGUGCACAGGACGUGCUCCGCAGGACACCACUCUAUGACUUCCACCUGGCCCAUGGCGGGAAGAUGGUGGCAUUCGCAGGCUGGAAUCUGCCUGUGCAGUACCGGGACAGCCACGUUGACUCACACCUGCAUACACGCCGGCACUGCUCGCUCUUUGACGUAUCCCACAUGCUGCAGACCAAGAUAUUUGGCCAUGACCGGGUGAAGCUGAUGGAAAGUCUAGUGGUUGGAGAUAUUGCAGAGCUAAAGCCAAACCAGGGAACACUGUCGCUGUUUACCAAUGAGGCUGGCGGCAUCUUAGAUGACUUGAUUGUGACCAACACCUCUGAGGGACACCUGUAUGUGGUGUCCAAUGCUGGCUGCUGGGAAAAGGACCUGACCCUCAUGCAGGACAAGGUUAGGGAGCUUCAGAACAUGGGCAACGAUGUGGGCCUGGAGGUGAUGGAUAAUGCCUUGCUAGCCCUGCAAGGCCCCACUGCGGCCCAGGUGCUACAGGCUGGCGUGGCAGAUGAUCUGAGGAAACUGCCCUUCAUGACCAGUGCUGUGAUGGAGGUGUUUGGCGUGUCUGGCUGCCGUGUGACCCGCUGUGGCUACACAGGAGAGGAUGGUGUGGAGAUCUCGGUGCUCGCCGCGGAGGCAGUCCGCCUGGCAACAGCUCUGUUGGAAAACCCAGAGGUGAAGCUGGCAGGUCUGGCGGCCCGGGACAGCCUGCGCCUGGAGGCAGGCCUCUGCCUGUAUGGGAACGACAUUGAUGAACACACCACACCUGUGGAAGGCAGCCUCAGUUGGACAUUGGGGAAGCGCCGCCGAGCUGCUAUGGACUUCCCAGGAGCCUCAGUCAUUGUUCCCCAGCUGAAGGGCAAGGUGCAGCGGAGGCGUGUGGGGUUAAUGUGUGAGGGGGCUCCUGUGCGGGCGCACAACCCCAUCCUGAGUACGGAGGGUACAGUGCUUGGUGCUGUGACCAGUGGCUGCCCCUCACCCUGCCUAAAGAAGAAUGUGGCGAUGGGUUAUGUGCCCUAUGAGUACAGUCGGCCAGGUACCCUGCUGCUGGUAGAGGUGCGGCGAAAGCAGCAGAUGGCCAUGGUCAGCAAGAUGCCCUUUGUGCCCACAAACUAUUAUACCCUUAAGUGAGGAUGACUUGGAGCAGGGCCCUCUCCUCCAGGAGCCUUACCCUGGAGGGCAUUGUACAAGGGGCUAGGGGUUUGUACAAGGGGUUUGUCAGGAAGCUGAGGCAGAACACACUUGGGGUGGCUAGGUGGAGGCUGGUACUGGUUGUCUGGGUAACGGGGUCACACCACCUAUUCCCACUUCAUCCUGUGCCACUUGCAACUUCAAGACCCCAUUUCUGAGUGAUGGACCAGCCCACGGUCCCAUUUACUCCACUCUUGCCUGCUGGAGAAGCAUCAGUUCUGGCACCUCGCCCUUCCACUCUGCCAGGUGCUGCCUGUGGAGCAAAGGCUCACCUUUAGCGGGAGGAGAAAGCCUGCCCAACCUACCUCACCACAGUUUCUCACACUGCAAAGGGUCACUACCUUGGGCAGUGCCGGCUACCUCCUCUGGUUCACUUUCCAUGAAUUCAAACUGUUGCCUCUUCCUGGGCAGGGAUGAUUCCUGACUCACAGAGGGUUGGCCUAGUAGGGCUGUGGUGCCCGUGUGUAAACUUGGGGAUGGCUGAGGGGGGCAUGGACUCAUUCUUCCACAUUCUCCAGUUGGCCCAGCCUGCUGCCCAGCAGCCAGCCAUGCCAGGCUCACCACCUGUUCUGAGCCCCAGGGCUGUUGUAGGGCAGGCUGGGCCUCCUCCCAGACUUGCCUUAUCCUGGGCUGACCUCCGUCCCUGGGACUUAUUACUGGACUCCACUGACCCCUAAAGAAAAUAAAACAUUAAAUGAGCUUC
This is a messenger RNA of Globicephala melas (long-finned pilot whale), 1995 nucleotides long. RefSeq names its product aminomethyltransferase (gene AMT). NCBI's taxonomy places the organism in Eukaryota, Metazoa, Chordata, Mammalia, Artiodactyla, Delphinidae. The record is from RefSeq and is a predicted model, not a curated record. Gene Ontology annotation, biological process: glycine catabolic process. Gene Ontology annotation, molecular function: protein binding; aminomethyltransferase activity. Gene Ontology annotation, cellular component: mitochondrion.